Molecule: messenger RNA, 1458 nt
Organism: Amaranthus tricolor (Joseph's coat)
Lineage: Eukaryota; Viridiplantae; Streptophyta; Magnoliopsida; Caryophyllales; Amaranthaceae
Product: E3 ubiquitin-protein ligase At3g02290
Exons: 5
Coding region: 465-1166 (233 amino acids)
Molecular function (GO): ubiquitin-protein transferase activity
Source: RefSeq, a predicted model, not a curated record
AAUUAUUAAAAUAUUCAUCAUAAUAAAGUUUGUCAGUGCGUCUUCUUUCUUCCAUCCACCCACCACUUUUCCAGGUCGCUUUAAUUUUGCGCUAAUACAAAAACCCAAUCUUUUCCCCCAAUUUCUUCUUCGUAAAAUCUAUCAAACCCUCUUUUUAUUUUUUGAUUCUUAAUGUGGAAUCUUCAAUUUCUUCAUUGGGAUUUUUAGAUUUAUUCAUCUUUUUGUUGCCCUAUCAAUUUUACCUGGCUAUUUUUUUGCUUACACCAUUGUUCAAGGUUAAAUUAUUAAGUAUUUCGCUUGUUGAAGGUUGCAAGGAGAGAGGGUAUUAGUUCGUGGAGGUGGCGGACUUCUGCGAACUGAGCGUCCUCUCUCGUUUUUUAUUGUGCGAGUAUCAUUCCUCGACUUCUGCACGAGCUCAUACUCACUGAAGCUUUUCUGGGGAUUUGGUGCUACAUUUGUUGUGUAUGAGCGAGACAACGGCUGCAAUAAUGGGUGCUAUUUGUUCUUGUUUGCGUGUGGAGGAUAUAGAAGACUAUGUAAACAGAAACAGCUCAAUAUACAGGAACUGUAUUUGUCUAAGCUGUUUCCUUCAAAACUUCUUUCAUUUGUACUCUUCAUUAUUUCGAAGGGGGGAAGUUCAAUCCUUGCCUUCAUCCAUCCAAGGGGCAUCCUUAACUUCUAUGGCAUCAACCGACAACGCUCUUGCUGAUAUGUACCGCUCUCCUCCUAGGCCCUUGCCUUAUGAUGCAGAUCCUAGAUAUUACCGCAUGCAGCGGGAUGGCCUGUUUUCGAGACGUGAUAAAGGGUGCAGUCAUUCCCAUGACGAAUCAGAACCUCUGAGGAGUGAUGUUGAUGCUGAUUCCGACCCUUUGUGUACCGGAGGUAAGUGGAAUGAGUCAACUUGUGAAGAUGACUCAAAAGAGUGUCGUAAGUCGUCUGUGAAGCUUUCAUCAGCAAAAUCGACCACGGUUAUGGGAUAUUUCUAUUCAUCAUCCGAGGAUGAAGAUGUUUGUCCAACUUGUCUCGAAGAAUACACCGAAGAUAACCCGAAGAUAAUCACGAAGUGUUCUCAUCAUUUUCAUUUGGGUUGCAUUUAUGAGUGGAUGGAGAGAAGUGAGAACUGCCCGGUUUGCGGCAAGGUGAUGGCGUUUGAUGAAUCUCCGUGACUUUGAUCUUCCUGAUGCAAGAAGCAACCGGAGCAAAAGGGCGAAUAACUAUAGAGGAAAUCCGAAACUGUAUAGUCGUUGUGAAUACUGCAGGGUUGAGGUGUUUAUAUCCCACCCGUUCAGAAGUACAUAAAUAUCAAAAAGAAAACAUGCUGCAUAGCCAUAACAGGUACAUGGACCAUGGUCAUAGAAUUUAUCUUGUCUUUUGUCUUUUCGCUCGAUAUUCGUUUCUUGGUAUAAACUUUAUCUUCAAAGAGAAAUGAAAAUUAUGGUCGGGUUCUUAAUUUUCUUA